Phaeodactylum tricornutum CCAP 1055/1 is the source of this 1129-nucleotide messenger RNA. RefSeq lists its product with no specific name. The record is from RefSeq and is a predicted model, not a curated record. Bases 167 to 1129 code for a protein of 320 amino acids. Gene Ontology annotation, molecular function: ATP binding; ATP hydrolysis activity. The transcript has a single exon. NCBI's taxonomy places the organism in Eukaryota, Bacillariophyta, Bacillariophyceae, Surirellales, Neidiaceae.
CUCAGAUGGCAGUAUAGCCUCGGUUGGGACCCUAUGGCCGUGCUUCGUCACCCCGGAUGGUUGCGGUAGCGUACGGCAGAGUUAAAGGUUCAGAAAACCCAAAGUUGCGUUGGAAUCUUCGAGUCUGGCGUUGGCCCGCUCAGACGUGUGCGCGCAGCUUGUUCCGAUGUCGGAUUCGCCCUCCAGGGUCUUAUUUCUAGUUGCCGUAUGGAUCGGACUACUGGUAGCCGUAGCCAUCCCCAGCCAAACUCUCGCAUUCUCGAUUCCUCUCCAGGAAUGCAGCAAUUCUGCCACUCCCGAAUCAUGGGCAGGCAUGCUUCCAUCUCAGGUCCGUUUCUCGGACGUGACCCAACACUACCCUGUCACCUGGACGCGUCGGCUUUUUUCGUCCGAACCACGGCGCCAUUUUGCCGUCCGGCACAUUACUCUGAAAGUCUCGUCGUGCUUUUUACAAAUUACGGGAGCCUCGUCCAGUGGAAAAUCCACCAUACUCAGACUCAUUCACGGCCAAGAACAACCAUCCGGAGGUGCCGUCGAGAUUGCCUCCCAAUACCACAGCCGCGACAACAAUCGUACGCGUCCCCGUAACGCCCUGCCUAUUUAUCUGGACGCUAAACCGUCUUGGGACCAUACGAAAACGUUGGAGCAGUAUAUGGACGAUACUGUACGGAAGUAUGGGAGUCUCGAUGCGCUUACCCACGACGCGGUGCACGAGCUCAAGACCCACAUCUGUACCAUAUUCGCAUUCGACGUUGGCAGCAAAAUGUGGCUACGGAGGAAAGCUGUGGAUCUUUCCCCGUCCGAAAGUUACCGAUUCCGACUGAUUCUCGCUUGCUUGCAAAGCUCCCUGGGCCACGCUCGAAUGGUGGUUGUUGACCCGCAUGAUAGGCACGAACCCCGUCGACUACCGGCACCAAUUUUGCUCUUGGACGAGUGGAUGGACCAGGAAACAUCCAGUGUGGUCCAAACCGUACUAGCGGGUCUCCGUAAGCUUGUGCAAGCCGGAGCGGUUGUGGUAUCGGUUACGCACAAACCCGAACGAUGGAAGACCCCCGUUCCGGCGAGUCAGGCGACAUUUUGUCGUGAAAUUGUCCUGUGCCGUGGCGAGAUUCUAUCGUCCACCCUGUAA